Messenger RNA from Zasmidium cellare ATCC 36951, 2082 nucleotides. RefSeq lists its product as uncharacterized. The transcript has a single exon. The record is from RefSeq and is a predicted model, not a curated record. Lineage: Eukaryota; Fungi; Ascomycota; Dothideomycetes; Mycosphaerellales; Mycosphaerellaceae. The coding region runs from base 1 to 2082 and encodes 693 amino acids.
AUGGAGUCAGAGACUAGCAAAGUGUCGGACGUCGACCAAGCUGAACGGGCUGCUACCGAAGACUCGAACGUGUUACCGGCUGAUUUGGCAUAUGAAUAUGAAGCACUGAGUGAAGACAACAGUAACAUCCGCGUUCUGAAGAUCCAGCCUGGCCGGUUCGAUGACGAUGUCUACAUCCAUAUGCUGACUAUUCCUUUCGGCGGGACUGGACCCAGUCGCCAACCCUACGAGGCACUCUCAUACACCUGGGGUAACCCGCAAAAUCCAGCGACAAUUUACAUCCGCGACACCGGAAAAGUCUCCACACUUUCAGUCACUCGAAACUGUGAAGAAGCUUUACGAUACCUGCGUUAUGAAGACACCGAAAGAGUCGUCUGGGUAGACGCCAUCUGCAUCAAUCAAGGCGAUCUCGCCGAGAGAGCUCGACAAGUCUCGAUCAUGCGAUCGAUUUACUCCAAAGCCUGGCAAGUCGUCGUCUGGCUCGGGCCGGCUUCUGCGGAUAGCAGUUUGGCUAUGAAGUGGAUUGAUACCGUGAGCGAUGAGCUUGCGUAUGAUAAGAGCACCCAGGAGAUGCGUGCCCUCACGCCGGACACGAAACGGCUCCACACCGAGGAAGUAGUGAUCGCAAGCGCAGAUGAGCUUGAGGCAUUCGCUCAACUAAUUGAGCGACCUUACUUCGAUCGCCUCUGGGUCUGGCAAGAAGUCCGCAUGGGCGGCGAAGGCGUGAAAGUGAAGUGUGGCCAUGAAGAAGCAUUCUGGGAGUGGCUCAUGACCGCAGUCUUCUAUUGCAAUCGCAAACUGAUCAACGGCGACAUUGGAGUCCUGCGUCUGACACCACGGACCAGCUUCAUACGAUAUCUCCCGCUCGCUGGACACUUCCAGAGCCUGGACGCUCUGGACAACAUGAGGCUGUGCAAAUGCUCGGAUCAGAGGGAUCGGAUCUACACGACCCAGGCUUUUGCCGAUACGUAUACUACGCUCCAGAUCGCCAUCGAUUAUAAGGUCGACGUGCGAGAUGUCUACCUUGAGUUUGCUCUCAAGCAUCUUCUCUCUACAAAGAACCUGGAGUUCUUGGCGCACGUUGGAGAUGAUUUACCGCAUCCAGGGGAGCAAGUGAUCGAUAAGCUUCCUUCAUGGGUACCAAACUGGUCAAGACGCAACACAGCACAGCGACUGACCAUGGGCUUCGCGAGCGGCUUCUCGCAAGCAUCAUUCAUCCCUGCUUCUGGGAUGCGAUUAGGUGCUCGUGGGCUAAAAGUAGGAACGGUAGCCAAAAGCCACCUAUUUGGACAUGAUCUUCUCCAUCCGAUCAACACCAAUGUCUGGAACAAGGCCAUGCAUGCGCCAUUGCAAGCUAUAUUGCCUAGGGAGGUUCAACUGCAGACUGCACAGUCAGAUCCAAAUGACCGUAAGGAAUUUCGCCAGGUCGUACGGGUCAUGACGAACGAUACGUGCGCCGAACAUUACAUCCCAGCGUCGAGCCGCCCGACGUUCGCACAAGCUGAAAGACAUGUCAUCGCAGCCUUAUGGGGCAUAGGUCCUGAUAUCCUCCCGCCGGAGCGCGCGAAGAUCGUCAUGUGCUUCUUCAAUUGCCGCGGUCGAGCGCUGUUCAUCACCGAGGACGGCAGAAUCGGUCUUGGGCCUGCUGCUAUGCAGAACGGCGACGUGCUUGCAGUCCUGCUCGGCUGUCCCAAUAUCAUGGUCCUGCGACGUCUGGCCAACGAAGGCCAUUAUUCCGUCAUCGGCACAGCCGUCUGUUCUGGCUUGAUGGACGGUGAAGCGAUCCUAGGCCCUUUACCCGACGACGUCGAGACUGUGAACGUGCUCAACCAGGAUACGGGUGCGCAUCUCCCUGCUUUCAGACACACGGGGACGGGCGAGCUUACGUACAAGGAUCCGAGGCUGCCGUCUCUGAGGCCAGGCUGGAAGGAUGUCUCCGGCGAUAGGUCCUUGAGUAAUGCUCCGUUGUGUUGGCAGCAUGAGACCACUGGGGAGUGGCGGUCGUAUCUCCGUGAUCCACGACUUGAAGUAGAUGCGUUGGAAGAGCGAGGGGUCAAGCUCGAGACGUUCUUUCUUGUUUGA